AGCGACAUGGAGUUCGCCGGCUCCUCUCCAGGAGCCAAAGAAGACUCCGAAUCGUUGCUGAACGCAGCUAGUGUUGAAAGUGUUGUUCGAUACAUCAAGAAACUUGUUCAUCUUGUUACAGAAGCAGACGAUGAGUCGAUCAUGUCGUCUGACCUCGACCGGGCCUUCACUGACUCUACCAAUCUUGCUGUCAUCUCCAAGUUCAUCACCAAGCCACAGACUCAUGCAAUAUCGAUUCAGCGCACUGUCCUUAAGGAUGAAACCGAAGAAAGAGAGAGUGGUACUGGUUCGCAGUCAGAGGACCCCUCAGCUGGUGGAGCGUCUGCUACGAGGUGUAGGUACUACGUUGAUGUAGGCGUGAGUUACCGAGGUAGCCAUGCUACGGCUGUGGCUUUGGUUAAACGAGGGCCGGUCAUUGAAGGUGACAAGCCUCUGCAUUCGCAACUGAGCAUCGUGAAUUUGAAUGAAGACUCUCCGUUUGAGACGCUGCAUUCUUACAUGCGAGAGGUCGUUGCGCCGUUUUUCAAAUCGUUCGUUCAGAGUUCAGGCAAGGCUGACAGGGAUGGAGAUAAGAUGGUUCCAAGCGUGCAGAAGAACAUCAGUGAGCUUGAGAUUGGACUGCUGCAUUUGCAGCAGAAUAUUGAUAUUCCGGAGAUUACACUUGUGGUUCAUCCUGUUGUGCAAAAAGUUGUGAAAAAAGCUCAAGACGAGGAACGUAAACCCAAAGUUCAGGACUUUGGUAACAUGGUGGAAGACUCAACUUUCCUCAACGCUCUGCAGAAAGAUGUGAACAGAUGGAUAAGAGAGAUACAGAAGGUAACAAAACUGGAACGAGAUCCCUCAUCUGGAACAGCUAUGCAAGAGAUUAGCUUCUGGUUGAACUUGGAUCGUGCACUUCAUCGUAUCCAAGAAAAACGAGAAGGGACAGAGAUUCAACUUACUUUGGACGUCCUCAAACAUGGCAAGAGAUUUCAUGCCACUGUGAGCUUUGAUUCAGACACUGGACUUCAAGCAGCUCUUGAACGAGUGAAAGACAACAGUGUUCUCAUGAAGGAGUUCCCACUUCAGGAUCUGCUGGCUGCCACAGACUUGAAGCAAAUACAGUCAGCUAUCGUUGCAAUAUUCACUCACUUGAAGAAAGUCAGGAACACUCAGUACUCUGUGUCUCGAGCCUUGAAGCUUAUUGAAGCAAUCUCACGUGAUUUGGCAUCACAGCUCUUGAAGGUUCUGGGCAGUUGGCGCCUUGUUCACAUGUCAUUUGAUGAGUUUGGGAAGAUCUUGAAUGAGUGCACAAGUGUCUUCCAAGCUUGGGAAGAAGAGUAUGAAAAGCUGAUUAAUUUACUUCGUGAUCUUGUCAGGAAGAAGCGUGAUGAUUCAGUCAAGAUGUUGUGGCGUUCUCAGCUACAUCAUCGCAAACUUCAAACACGAUUCGAACAGCUGCAAAAAUUUCGAAAGCAGCACAACCAGUUGUGUCAUGUAAUCAGACGUGUUCUUACUCCAUCUGAAACAACUCGAGAAGCAGCCAGUGCAGUGGAAGGAGGAACUGGAGGUAAUGUGGAUGAGGCAUCUGAUCUGAGUGCAAUAGAUGAUGUAGAGGCAGCCUAUGAGACUGUGAAGUCAGUCAAUCCUCUUGACAUCACAAAGGAAGGCAUUGAGGCCUGGGACAGUGCCAUGAAACGGUAUGAAGAACGAAUACAUCGAGUGGAGACCAGGAUAACAGCACGUCUGCGAGACCAGCUGGGCACUGCAAAGAAUGCCAAUGAGAUGUUUCGCAUCUUUUCAUGCUAUAAUGCAUUGUUUGUGAGACCUCACAUUCGUGGAGCAAUAAGAGAAUAUCAGACACAGCUCAUUCAGAGAGUCAAGGAUGAUAUAGAGCAACUACACAACAAAUUCAAAAUCCAAUAUCCCAAUACGAGUGCUUAUGAUAUGAGUAAGAUGCGUGAUUUGCCACCAGUUUCUGGUUCUAUCAUUUGGGCUCGUCAGAUUGAUCGCCAACUAACAACGUAUUUGAAGAGAGUUGAGGAUGUGUUGGGUAAAGGAUGGGAGGGUCAUCUUGAAGGUCAACAGCUGAAACAGGAUGGUGAGAGCUUUAGACAGAAACUGAACACUCAGCGGGUUUAUGAGGAGUGGAUUCACAAGGUGUCCCAACGUCAACUCGGUGUGUCUGGCAAAAUAUUUAGCGUUGUUGCUCAGCGUGGCCGACCUGGUCAAAAGAGCCAGCACCUUCGGUAUAUUGUGAACUUUCAACCUGAGAUCAUCACUUUAGCUAAAGAGGUGAGGAAUCUCAAAUGGCUUGGAUUUCGAGUUCCUCUGGGUAUUGUCAGUAAAGCACAUCAAGCCAAUCAGCAGUAUCCGUUUGCCAUUUCUCUAAUGGAAAGUGUCCGAACAUAUGAGAGGACAUGCGAAAAGAUUCAAGAACACCUCACAAUUGCACCAUUAAUUGCUCGUCACAAGAAGGAUGUCCAGAGUGUCAUUCAGGAGGGCAUGGGAGUGUCAUGGGAGUCAUUCAAACUUAACCCCUAUGUUGAGAAGCUUGCAGAGUGUGUGAUCACUUUUCAAGAGAAAGUUGACAGUCUUCUAGUUAGCGAGGAUCGGGUGCAGAAAGAGCUGCGUGCCCUAGAAACGUGUCAAUACAAGUCAUCAACAUUUUCUGACGUUCUCAGCCGCAUACAGAAAACAGUUGAUGAGCUGAAUCUUCACUCUUAUGCAAAUCUAAGUCAGUGGGUUGCCAGCUUGGAUAAAAGGAUUGAAGAGCGUUUUGCUGUAAGAUUGCAAUGUGGCAUUGCUUCAUGGACAGAGAGACUGCUGACGUAUGCCAGCCAAGGAACAUUGGCGCAGGAGAGUUUGGCAGACACCGACACUACUGUUAGCAGUGGUGUGGUUCACAAACCUGGAGGAGAUCCAGAAUUCAAUGUGAUUCGGCAUGAAAUCCACAUAAAGAAUCAAGUUCUUUUUCUUGAUCCUCCUUUGGAAGAGGCAAACAUUCGGCUGUCGGAACAAUUCCAGCAAUGGAUGAAUGUUGUGUGCCUUCAAACACGCAUACAGAGUGCUCGAUAUCAGGUGGGUUUAGCAGUUGACUAUGGAAAGAAGCGAGAACUGACAUACAGAAAGAGUCUGUGUUGUCAAAGAAAGAUUACGGAAUCUAUGUCGGGUGCAUCUAAUGCUGUGUCGGAGUUAGUGCGGAAAGUGGGAGAAUACGUAAAAGUGUGGUUGCAGUAUCAGUCACUGUGGGAUAUGCAGCCUAGCCAUGUGUAUGAUCGGUUGAGUGAUGAUCUCAUGAAGUGGCAGUUGUUACUUCAGAGUGUUCGUAAGUCUCGAACAACAUUUGAUACUUCUGAAAGAGAGAAACAGUUUGGGCCAGUCAUAGUCAGCUAUGAGCUGGUGCAAGCAAAGGUCAAUUUGAAGUAUGAUUCUUGGCACAAGGACAUCUUAGCUCAUUUUGGCCAGAAGCUGGGUGGCAGCAUGACCGAAUUUCAUAGCAAUGUGUCAAAGGCAAGAACUGAGUUAGAACAGCAGUCUAUUGAAGGUGCCAGUACAAGUGAAGCGGUCAGUUUUAUCACGUAUGUUCAAAGCUUGAAGAGAAAGACAAAGUUUUGGGAAAAGCAAGUUGAGGCAUUUCUUUCUGGUCAGAAGUUGCUUGAGAAGCAACGCUUUCAGUUUCCUCAAAACUGGUUAUACACUGAGCAAGUGGAUGGUGAGUGGGGAGCAUUUAAUGACAUCAUGAAUCGCAAGGACAUGGCAAUACAGAACCAAAUGGGAACAUUGCAAGGGAAGAUAACACUGGAGGAUGAGCAAGUGGAACAGAGGACCGUGGAGCUAUUGGCUGAAUGGGAAAAAGGAAGACCAGUCCAGGGCAAUCUUCGAUCUGAGGUAGCUCUAUCUGGGUUGGCUACAUUUGAAAGCAAGUUCCAAAGAAUCAAAGAUGAGCGUGACAAUGUAGCUAGAGCUAGAGAGGCACUGGAACUACCUGACACUGGUAUUAUUACUGGUAAUGAUGAGAAGAUGGCUGUUGCCCUUGAAGAGCUUAUGGAUCUGAAGGGUGUGUGGAUUGAGCUGAGUAAAAUCUGGACUCAAAUUGAUGAACUCAAAGACCAACAGUGGCUGACUGUAGCACCAAGAAAGCUAAGAGGAUCCCUUGAAGGUUUACUGAAUCAACUCAGAAAUCUGCCAUCUCGCCUUCGUCAGUAUGCUUCUUAUGAGUAUGUUCAGAAAACUCUCAAGAACUACAUGAAAGCUAAUAUCUUGAUCAUUGAACUGAAGUCUGAUGCCCUUCGUGACCGCCAUUGGAAGCAACUGUGUCGUCGUCUUCGUGUUACAUGGGUGCCCAAUGACCUGACUCUUGGCCAAGUGUGGGAUGUUGACCUUGUUAAGAAUGAAGGGGCUGUCAAAGAUGUUAUUUUAGUAGCUCAAGGUGAGAUGGCUCUUGAAGAAUUCCUCAAGCAAGUGCGUGAAGUAUGGCAAUCGUUCGAACUGGAAUUAAUUAACUAUCAGAUGAAAUGCAAGCUAAUCCGUGGUUGGGAUGACUUGUUUAACAAAGUGAAGGAGCAUAUCAACAGUGUCGGUGCUAUGAAGUUGUCCCCAUACUACAAAGUUUUUGAGGAAGAUGCUUUAGCAUGGGAGGAUAAGCUGAAUCGUAUCUUGGCUUUGUUUGAUGUCUGGAUUGAUGUGCAGCGUCGUUGGGUCUACCUUGAUGGUAUCUUCACUGGCAGUGCAGAUAUCAAGCACCUUUUGCCGAUUGAAACAUCACGUUUCAGCAGCAUUAGUCAAGAGUUUCUUGCUUUGAUGAAGAAGGUGACCAAGUCUCCACUUGUUCUUGAUGUUCUAAACAUUCCGGGUGUUCAACGGUCACUUGAACGGCUUGCUGACCUUCUAGGAAAGAUCCAGAAAGCUCUGGGUGAGUACCUGGAAAGAGAGAGGGCAUCAUUUCCUCGAUUCUACUUUGUUGGAGAUGAGGACCUUCUUGAAAUCAUUGGCAAUUCGAAGAAUGUUGUCCGUUUACAGAAACAUUUUAAGAAGAUGUUUGGUGGUGUACACUCUGUCAUUCUCAGUGAGGAUCAAUCAAGUGUUCUCGGUGUUUGCUCAAAGGAUGGAGAAACUGUCAACUUUAAAGCUGCAGUGCCUACUGUAGACAGGAAGAUUAAUGAAUGGUUGACACAUGUUGAACGUGAAGUGAGCUUGACUCUUGCUCGAUCUCUAGCCCAGUCAGUAAAAGAUGUGUCACAAUUUGCUGCUGGUGAAAUCAACCAAAAUGAGUACAUGUCAUGGGUUGAUUCUUACCAAGCUCAGUUGAUUGUUCUGUCUGCCCAGAUUUCAUGGUCUCAGUCUGUGGAGGCUGCAUUAGUUGCUAUUCAAGAUAAAGGUGAUCGAAGCCAACUGCAAGAGGCUCUUGCUACAGUAGAAAGGACAUUGAAUGUUCUUGCCAAUUCUGUUCUGAAAGACCAGCAUCACGUGAGACGUAGAAAACUGGAACAUCUGAUUACUGAGCUUGUCCAUCAAAGAGAUGUUGUGCGGCUGCUGAUCAACAAUGGCAUUUCAAGCCCUAAAGACUUUUCGUGGCUUUCUCAAAUGCGCUUCUACUUUGAUCCGAAUCAGACUGAUGUCUUGCAGCAGCUCUCCAUUCGAAUGGCUAAUGCUCGUUUUAAUUACGGUUUUGAGUAUUUAGGAGUGCAAGAUAAGCUUGUUCAGACUCCACUGACGGAUCGUUGUUACUUGACAAUGACACAAGCUUUGGAAGAACGGUUAGGAGGAUCACCAUUUGGACCUGCUGGCACUGGAAAGACAGAGUCAGUGAAAGCACUUGGGCAUCAGUUAGGACGUUUCGUUCUUGUUUUCAAUUGUGAUGAGCGUUUUGAUUUUCAAGCUGUGGGGAGGAUCUUUGUGGGUCUUUGUCAGGUUGGUGCUUGGGGCUGUUUUGAUGAGUUUAACCGACUCGAAGAAAGGAUUUUGUCAGCAGUCUCACAGCAAAUUCAGACAAUACAAGAGGCUUUAAAGGCUCAUGGAAAAUCUGACGCUCCAAUUGCUGCCGAUUCUCCUAUCAGCGUUGCCUUGAUUGGAAAGCAAGUCAAGAUCAGCACUGACAUGGCUAUUUUUAUCACUAUGAAUCCUGGCUAUGCUGGACGCUCUAACCUUCCAGACAACUUGAAAAAGCUAUUUCGCAGUCUUGCUAUGACAAACCCUGACAGGCAACUCAUUGCUCAGGUAAUGCUGUACUCACAAGGGUUUAGAUCAGCUGAGAAACUUGCAUCCAAAGUUGUACCAUUUUUUAAUUUGUGUGAUGAGCAACUAUCCAGUCAGUCACAUUAUGACUUUGGAUUGAGAGCCUUGAAAUCUGUGCUUGUUAGUGCUGGUAACAUCAAGAGACUGCACAUUCAAGCAGUAAUGGAGAAGAGCAGUACAGACAUUGACCGAGUUGCUGGUGACGUCACUGAACAAGAGAUUCUUAUUCAGAGUGUGUGUGAGACAAUGGUUCCAAAACUUGUUGCUGAAGACAUUCCACUACUCAGCAGUCUCCUGGCUGAUGUUUUUCCUGGUGUUGCUUGGAAUGCGGCUGAGAUGCGAGCUCUUCGUAAUGAAAUAAAGAAAGUUUGUACUGAACGUCAUCUUAUUUAUGGUGAAGGAGAGGAGAUAGGUACAAGCUGGGUUGACAAGGUGCUCCAGCUCUAUCAAAUUUCACAGCUUAGUCAUGGUCUGAUGAUGGUCGGGCCUAGUGGAAGUGGGAAGACCACAGCAUGGUCUGUUCUACUGCAAGCAUUGAAAGAGCUAGAAGGAACCGAAGGAGUUUCUCAUGUUAUAGAUCCAAAGUCAAUGUCCAAAGAGGAUUUAUAUGGAGUUCUUGAUCCGAACACUCGUGAAUGGACAGAUGGGCUGUUUACACAUCUCUUGAGGAAAAUCAUUGAUAAUGUGAGAGGUGAGUUGAACAAGAGACAGUGGAUUAUCUUUGAUGGAGAUGUAGAUCCAGAGUGGGUAGAGAACUUGAACUCAGUGCUGGAUGACAACAAGAUGUUGACUUUGCCAAAUGGAGAACGACUAAAUUUACCAUCAAAUGUGAGAAUCAUGUUUGAGGUCCAAGACUUAAAAUAUGCCACUCUUGCUACUGUUAGUCGCUGUGGUAUGGUCUGGUUCAGUGAAGAUGUUGUCACAAUUGACAUGAUGUUCAACAACUAUUUACAGCGGCUACGCAGUGUACCCUUAGAUGAUACAGAUGAGAACAAGAGGUUACAGAAACCAUUUCAGUCUGGACAAGAAGAACUGGUUUCUCCUACACUGCAAGUGCAACGAGAUUGUGCUGACAUUCUCAGCCCGCACUUUUCUUCUGAUGGUUUGGUUGUAAAAGCGUUGAUAUUUGCAGCUACAAACAUGGAUCAUAUCAUGGACUUCACACGUGUUCGAGCACUCAGUUGCUUGUACUCCAUGUUGAACCAAUCUGUACGGAAUGUGCUUACUUACAACUUAAAUCAUUCAGAUUUUCCAAUGAACCAUGAUCGAAUUGAGAAGUAUCUUUUGCGGCAACUUGUGUAUUGUCUCUUGUGGUCACUAGCUGGUGACAGUAAAUUACAAUCUCGUUCUGAUCUUGGGACGUACAUUCGAGGCAUCACGACUAUUCCUCUACCGUCAACAUCUACCAUCCCCAUCAUUGACUAUGAGGUAACGAUGAAUGGUGAAUGGUCACCUUGGCAUUCUAAGGUUCCUCAAAUUGAAGUUGAAACUCACAAGGUUGGAGCUCCUGAUGUGGUUAUUCCAACUGUAGAUACGGUUCGUCAUGAAUCACUUCUCAACACUUGGCUAGCUGAGCAUAAGCCACUUGUUCUCUGUGGUCCACCUGGAUCUGGCAAGACAAUGACAUUGUUCAGUGCUCUUCGGUCGUUGCCUGACAUGGAGGUGGUUGGUCUCAAUUUCUCUUCAGCUACAACUCCAGAACUAUUGAUGAAAACGCUAGAUCACUACUGUGAGUACAGAAGAACUCCGAAUGGGCUUGUUCUUUCUCCUGCUCAAAUUGGCAAAUGGCUUGUUCUGUUUUGUGAUGAAAUCAACUUGCCAGACAUGGACAAAUAUGGUACACAGUGUGUUAUUUCCUUCCUUCGUCAGAUUGUGGAACGAGGUGGCUUUUAUCGCCUGGCUGAUCAGACAUGGGUGAUCGUGGAACAUGUUCAGUUUGUUGGUGCUUGCAACCCACCAACAGAUCCUGGACGAAAACCAUUAUCACACAGAUUUCUUCGUCAUGUUCCUGUUGUGUAUGUUGACUAUCCCGGUCGACUGUCACUAACUCAGAUCUAUGGCACUUUCAAUCGUGCAAUGUUACGCAUGGUUCCUAGUCUCAGACAGUAUGCAGAGCCUCUUACUGAUGCUAUGGUAGACUUCUAUGGCAAGUCACAGGAACGAUUCACACAAGAUAUGCAGCCACACUAUAUCUACAGUCCCAGAGAGAUGACAAGAUGGGUGCGAGGCAUUGCAGAGGCACUGAAGCCAUUAGAAACUCUUUCUGUUGAAGGACUGGUUCGAAUCUGGGCACACGAGGGUUUGCGAUUGUUUCAAGAUCGGCUAGUGUAUGACGAGGAGCGACAAUGGACAGAUGAACAGCUUGUACAGACAGCCAUGACUUUCUUCCCCAACAUGAACAAGGAUGAGGCUCUCAAGAGACCUAUCCUUUUCAGCAAUUGGUUGUCAAAAGAUUAUGUUCCUGUAGAACAGGAGGAGCUAAGAGACUAUGUGAAAGCAAGACUGAAGGUGUUUUAUGAUGAAGAACUUGAUGUUCCUCUUGUUCUAUUCAAUGAAGUACUGGAUCAUGUUUUGCGUAUUGAUCGGAUAUUCAGACAGCCUCAAGGUCAUUUGUUGCUGAUUGGUGUGUCUGGUGCUGGCAAGACAACUCUGUCACGUUUUGUGGCUUGGAUCAAUGGCUUGAAAGUUCAUCAGAUCAAAGUCCAUAACAAAUACACAGCAGCAGACUUUGAUGAGGAUCUUCGAGGAGUUCUGAGACGAGCUGGCUGUAGGGAUGAGAAAAUUGCCUUCAUUAUGGAUGAAUCAAAUGUGCUGGAUUCAAGUUUCUUGGAACGUAUUAACACUCUGUUAGCUAAUGGAGAGGUUCCUGGUUUGUUCGAGGGUGAUGAGUUUACUACUUUGAUGACUCAGUGUAAAGAGGGAUCCCAACGUGAUGGACUUAUGCUGGACUCUGCAGAAGAACUUUACAAAUGGUUUACUAACCAGGUGAUGAACAAUCUACAUGUUGUGUUUACUAUGAAUCCAUCAACUGAAGGCCUGAAGAGCCGAGCAGCUACAUCGCCAGCAUUAUUCAACAGGUGUGUCCUCAAUUGGUUUGGUGAUUGGUCAAAUCAUGCGCUCUUCCAAGUUGGUCGAGAAUUCACUCAGAAGUUAGACUUGGAAAAUUCGUUUUAUGUUGCACCUGAUUAUUUGUCUAUGGUGUAUGAAGAGCUUUCGCAGCCUCCGACAUAUCGUGAAGUUAUUGUAAAUGCAUUUGUAUUUGUUCACAAGACUUUACAUCAGGCUAAUGAGAGACUAGCCAAACGGGGAGGUGGAACUAUGUCAAUUACUCCUCGUCAUUAUCUUGACUUUAUCAAUCAUUAUGUAAAGUUGUUUCAUGAAAAGAGGGCUGAUCUCGAAGAACAGCAACUUCAUUUGAAUGUUGGUUUGCAGAAGAUUCGUGAGACAGUUGACAAUGUGGAGGAUUUACAAAAGAGUCUUUCUGUGAAGAAGCAGGAACUGGAGGAAAAGAAUACACUAGCCAAUCAGAAACUGAAGCAAAUGGUGAAGGAUCAGCAAGAGGCUGAACGUAAGAAAGCCACUUCUCAAGAAAUCCAAGAGCAAUUGAAGGUCAAGACAAAGCUGAUAGAAGAGAAAAAGAAGGUAGUAUUAGAUGACUUGGCUAAAGUUGAGCCUGCUGUGGAAGAUGCCAAGAAUUCUGUAAAGGCAAUCAAAAAACAGCAUCUAGUUGAAAUGAGAACAAUGGGAAAUCCUCCUCGAAUGGUCAAGCUAACUCUUGAGUCAGUCUGUCUUCUUUUGAGAGAGCCCACCAGCGACUGGAAGACAAUUAGAAGUACAAUUAUGAAGGAUACUUUUAUUUCUUCUGUUGUCAACUUUAGCACCGAGGACAUUACUGAUGACAUGAGGUCACGAAUGAACAAGCAGUACCUGUCUGACCCAGAUUAUAACUUUGAGACUGUGAAUCAUUCUAGCAAGGCUUGCGGUCCUCUUGCAAAAUGGGCUAUUGCUCAAAUAAGUUACGCAGAUAUGUUGAAGCGAGUUGAUCCUCUUCGCAAUGAGUUGCAAAACCUUGAAGAUGAAGCUACGUUGACUAGACAUAAGGGUGAAGAAGUGGAUUUGAUGAUUUCAGAGUUAGAGAAGAGUAUUGCGAAGUACAAGGAAGAGUAUGCUAUCCUUAUCAGUGAAGCACAGGCUAUUAAACAGGAUCUUGCCCAUGUAGAAGCAAAAGUGAAUCGUAGCAGAGCCUUGCUUAACAGUUUGGCUAGUGAGAGACGACGAUGGGAAGAAGGCAGUGAACAGUUCAAAACGCAGAUGUCAACAAUUGUUGGAGAUGUCUUACUGUCAUCGGCAUUCAUGGCUUAUGGUGGAUACUUUGAUCAGCAAUUUCGACACAGUUUGCUUACACGAUGGAAGUCACAGCUUCAGCAAAGCAACAUAAAGUUUAAGGCAGACUUGGCACUUACUGAGUAUUUGUCUAAUGCUGAUGAGCGUUUGAGGUGGCAGGCUAAUGCCUUGCCAAAAGAUGAUCUUUGCACAGAGAAUGCUAUUAUCUUGAAAAGAUUCAAUCGAUAUCCACUUGUUAUUGAUCCAUCUGGACAGGCAACUGACUUCAUAAUGAAUGAGUACAGAGAAAAGAAAAUCAACAGGACAAGCUUUUUGGAUGAUUCAUUCAGGAAAAAUUUAGAAAGUGCACUUCGUUUUGGCAAUCCUUUGAUGGUCCAAGAUGUUGAGAACUAUGACCCUAUUCUAAACCCAGUGUUAAAUCGAGAAGUGCGACGCACGGGUGGUCGGGUAUUGGUCACUCUUGGAGAUCAGGACAUAGAUUUGUCACCAUCAUUUAUGAUUUUUUUGUCAACAAGAGAUCCUUCUGUUGAGUUUCCUCCUGAUUUGUGUUCACGUGUCACGUUUGUGAACUUUACUGUUACUCCUAGUAGUUUGCAGAGUCAAUGUCUCAACCAAGUUUUGAGAGCUGAACGACCAGAUGUCGAUGAGAAACGGUCUGAUUUGUUGAAAUUGCAAGGUGAGUUUCGUGUUCGCCUUCGUCAUUUGGAGCAGUCACUUUUACAGGCACUGAAUGAUGCCAAGGGAAACAUUCUGGACAACGAUGACAUUUUUACUCAAUUGGAAACUUUAAAGAAAGAAGCUGCAGAUGUGACAAAGAAGGUUGAAGAGACUGACAUUGUGAUGAUGGAAGUUGAGGCUGUGUCUGCUCAGUAUCGUCCACUUGCUCAGGCCUGCAGCUUUGUAUACUUUACACUUGAGUCUCUCAACCAGGUUUACUUUCUUUACCAGUUUUCACUCCAUUUUUUUCUCGACAUGUUUCUUUGCACUCUGUACAAGAACAAAACACUGCAUGGUGUCACUGACCACCAGAAGCGCUUGCCAAUAAUUGUUAACCAUCUGUUUCAGCUGGUCUAUAGUCGUGUGGCAAGAGGAAUGCUUCAUUAUGAUCGUCUUACUCUUGCAAUGCUUCUUACAAGGAUCUACCUUAGGGUGACUAGCAGUGGUGAUGAUCUGUCUGAUGAGUUUGAACAUUUUCUGAGAGGAAGCGAGUCUGCCGUGAGAACAAAGGAUGUUGAAGAUAUUUCUGGUCUUUCUCGUGAUCAGGCUCUGGCAGUUGAGAGGCUUUCUAGAUUACCUGUGUUUGGACAGUUGAAGAAUCGUUUAAUUUCAAGCCAGGAGCAUUUAGCAUGGCUGGAAUCAGUCACAGCAGAGAACAGUGUUCCUGAGGUGUGGUCUACAGACAAGCCACUCAGUUCUGUCAAGAAGACUAUGUACCAGCUGCUAGUUGUGCAGGCCUUGCGUCCUGAUCGGCUGUUAGCUGUGACAGCACUAUUUGUUGGAAUGGUGAUGGGUGAGCAAUUUGUACACGAACCAGAACAAGAGCUGGAUCUAAACACUAUUGUUGAGAAUGAGGUGAAAUGCAGCAUACCUAUCUUGCUUUGUUCUGUUCCUGGUUUCGAUGCCAGUGAUCGAGUUGAUGAUCUGGCCACUCAGCAAGGGAAAUACCUGACAUCCAUUGCAAUUGGUUCCGCUGAAGGUUUUAGUGAAGCAGAUAAAGCGAUUAUGGCAUCAUCCAAGUCUGGCAGAUGGGUGAUGUUGAAGAAUGUUCAUUUGGCUCCUCAAUGGCUUGUACAACUUGAGAAGAAGUUACACAGCCUUACGCCACAUCCCAGCUUUAGGCUUUUCCUGACUCUUGAAAUCAAUCCAAAGGUUCCUAUCAAUUUGUUGAGAACAUCGCGUAUUUUGGUAUUUGAGCCACCUCCUGGCAUUAAGGCCAACUUAAUUCGCACAUUUAGCUCUGUAUCACCUGCUCGAAUGAACAAGGAACCAAAGGAGAGAGCUCGUUUAUAUUUCUUGUUGGCAUGGCUUCAUGCUAUUGUGCAAGAGAGGUUGCGGUAUGUCCCUCUUGGUUGGUCGAAGAAAUAUGAGUUCAAUGAACCGGAUCUUAAAAUGGGAUGUGACACACUGGAUACGUGGAUUGAAAAUGUGGCACAAGGUCGUGCCAACUUACCUCCAAACAAAGUUCCAUGGGAUGCUUUUAGGAUGUUGCUUUCUCAAUGUAUUUAUGGUGGUCGUAUUGACAACGACUUUGAUCAACGUUUAUUGACAUCAUUUGUGCAUCGUCUGUUUACUGUUGAGAGUUUUGAUCAUGAUUUUCCACUGGUGCGCAGUGUAGAUGAAACAUCAAAGACUAUUACUAUUCCAGAUGGAUCAAGACGCGAACAGUUUAUGGACUGGAUAUCUCAAUUACCAGACACUCAGACACCAUCUUGGUUGGGACUUCCAAACAAUGCAGAAAAAGUUCUCCUGACAGCACGAGGAAAUGACAUGGUGAUGAAGCUGUUGAGAAUGGAAAAUCUAGACUUGGAAGAUGAUUUGGAAUACAGUGCUGGUGAUAGUGAGGUGGCUAGAGAUUCUGAUGGUCGUCCUGGUUGGAUGCGAACUCUGUCAACAACUGCAGCGCAGUGGCUGUCUCUACUUCCAGAGUCUUUGGAGCCUUUGAAGAGAACAAGUGACAACAUCAAAGAUCCUCUCUUUCGUUUCUACGAAAGAGAAGUUAACAAUGGCUUAAGACUGCUGAAGGAUGCGAGAGAAGGGCUCUCUGCUGUUGUUCAAUGUUGUGACGGAACACGCAAGCAAACCAAUGAGUUGCGUUCUCUGAUCAAUGACCUCGCCAAGGGUAUUAUUCCCAAAUCAUGGCGUCGAUACAACAUUCCUGCUGAUCUGGUUGUUAUCCAGUGGGUUGUGGAUUUCAGUGAAAGAGUUAAGCAAUUGCAGAAAGUUGUCAACGCUGCUUCUCUUGGUGUUAGUGAGCUGAAGCGUAUUCAUGUAUGGUUGGGUGGCUUGUUUAUUCCAGAAGCUUUUAUUACUGCAUCACGCCAGUAUGUUGCUCAAGCUAACAAUUGGUCAUUAGAAGAGUUGCAGCUUGAAGUAGAAGUCAGUGACCCAAGUGGGCCAUCACUUCAAAUUGAUGACAGGAGCUUUGCAGUUGUAGGUUUGAAAGUGGAAGGUGCCAUAUGUUCUCAAAACAGACUGGAAUUGACAGAUACAAUCAGUACUGAUCUUCCACUGACUAACCUGAAGUGGAUCAGGAUUGACUCUGUUAGCAAGAAGGUAUCUGCUGAUGUUGUUACUUUGCCUGUUUAUCUCAACCGAACGCGAGCGGAACUACUGUUUACACUGGACUUUAAAACAGCCAGGACUACCACAGGAGAAGCUGCUCAUAGCUUUUAUGAGCGAGGUGUUGGCAUACUUUGCUCUUCUCUGGGUUGAAGAAAUGUGCAUAGAAAUGCUAUGACUGAUGUUUGUAGUGUAAUUGUUGACUUCAUUGUAAUCACAUGGUUGCUUUGUUUUGUGUUGUUAUUUGUGUACUUGCGUGUGCCAGGAGGAUGGAUCAGUGUUGUACUUUGUGAGAGAAGGAAAAGCAGAAGAGCA
This is a messenger RNA of Corticium candelabrum, 14154 nucleotides long. RefSeq names its product cytoplasmic dynein 1 heavy chain 1-like. The coding region runs from base 7 to 13992 and encodes 4661 amino acids. Gene Ontology annotation, biological process: microtubule-based movement. The record is from RefSeq and is a predicted model, not a curated record. NCBI's taxonomy places the organism in Eukaryota, Metazoa, Porifera, Homoscleromorpha, Homosclerophorida, Plakinidae. The transcript has 60 exons. Gene Ontology annotation, molecular function: dynein light intermediate chain binding; ATP hydrolysis activity; dynein intermediate chain binding. Gene Ontology annotation, cellular component: axonemal dynein complex.